AUGUUAUCAAAAAGUACUACUGAACUGUCUAUCAAAUCUAAACCAUUUUAUCCUGAUCAAUGGGAUGAUGAUAGUAUAAUGAGUAAAAUGAUGAGCAAUUUACCGAAUAAAAAUUUAAAUCCAUCUACAUAUUCAAGUAUAAUGAAAUUUUGGCAUGAAGCAAUAGAAAAAUAUUGUAUUACCGUUGAGAAUCCUUUUAUUUCACUUUUUGAUUUAAAACAUGCAUUUAGACGGAACAAAGCAAUACCAGCAAGUUUAAAAGAUGUAAUUAAUGAACUUCACAAUAAACAACUCUUAAUUGAUCCUAAUGCAUUAUCUGUUCAAGCAAAUAAAGUAAUUUCGGGGAAUAGUAUUGUAACAAAUUUAUCAUGGGUUGCUGCUUCUGUCAGCUACGGUUUAAGUGGAAUGUUAAAUUGGCUUGUUAAUGGAAAUAACAUUAUAGAUAAUGUAGAACAAUGUAAAUAUAUUCAUUUACCUUCAUUAAGGAAAUUGUCUCGUCAAUUAAUGGCUAAAUUAAGAGAACGACAAAAUACAGAUGUUAUUCACGGACCUCCAGAGUUAAUGUCUAAAGAAGAAUUUUUAUCGUAUUCAACAUCAACAACUGGUUUUUCUGAAGAUACAUUAAUGGCUAUUUUGAAUAUGUGGAUAACAGAAAAAUUCGUCACUGUUGGCUAUUCGACUAACCCUAGAAUAGAGGUACUUAAAUUUAAUGAACAUUUUAAAUCUCCUUCCAGUACGAACUAUCCAGUAUUUCAGGAUAUUGAUGCUUCCAUCUACAAUUUAAUAAUGGCUAUAAAGACACGUGAAAAUCAAAUAAAUCAUAUUGUUGAAAUGAAUGAUAAAUUAAAAGAACAGGCACGUAUUUGUAUAAAAAAUAAGGAUAAAGGAAGUGCUCUUAGAAAAAUGAAAAAGUACAAAUCAACAGAAUUAACUAUUGAAAAAAUGGAAUCAUCUAAAAAUAAAUUGGAAGAUAUUUUAUAUAAUAUUACACUAACAAAAGAUAAUGCAAAAAUAGUUGAAUUGAUGAGAUAUGGAAAUGAAACAAUGAAAAAUAUUAAUAAAGAAAAUGGAAUAACUAUUGAAAAGGUAGAUGAAAUUAUUGAUGAUAUUGAAGAAGGAAUUCGUGACAAAGAAGAAGUAGAAGAUGCCAUUUCUCGCCUCAACACAACACCAAGUAUUGAUGAUGAAAGUCUGGAAAAAGAAUUCGAAGAAAUUAUGAAAAAUGACACUAAUCUCAAAGGAACGUCAAUCAAAAGUACAACAAGCAGUGUUUUAAAGCGUAUUAGUUCAGAACCUUCUUUAAUACCAGAGAAAAGUCGGAAGAUUGUCUUUCCAAGUGUUCCUGAAAAUAGUCCCUCUUUAAAAAGAAGGUUGCUUAUCCGUUAG
This is a messenger RNA of Strongyloides ratti, 1386 nucleotides long. RefSeq names its product Charged multivesicular body protein 7. Bases 1 to 1386 code for a protein of 461 amino acids. Gene Ontology annotation, cellular component: multivesicular body; ESCRT III complex. The transcript is spliced from 2 exons. NCBI's taxonomy places the organism in Eukaryota, Metazoa, Nematoda, Chromadorea, Rhabditida, Strongyloididae. Gene Ontology annotation, biological process: vesicle budding from membrane; late endosome to vacuole transport via multivesicular body sorting pathway. The record is from RefSeq and is a predicted model, not a curated record.